Cladophialophora carrionii CBS 160.54 is the source of this 1131-nucleotide messenger RNA. RefSeq lists its product as uncharacterized. The transcript has a single exon. The record is from RefSeq and is a predicted model, not a curated record. NCBI's taxonomy places the organism in Eukaryota, Fungi, Ascomycota, Eurotiomycetes, Chaetothyriales, Herpotrichiellaceae. Bases 1 to 1131 code for a protein of 376 amino acids.
AUGGGGUUGGAGCUUUACUGGGUUGACGCCUUGACCGGAGGCAACCUGAACCGUUGGUUUCCACUUGCUGCGCCGAGCGAUUAUCUCUACUUCCUGCCUCCGCUCACAGGGGUUGACUCGAGAAGGAAGCUACGGCUGAUUUCGAGUGCGGCUGGUCCGGUCGCUCCGCAGCUGGUGAGGAGUGACAGUACCCCAGCGAGGUGGAAGUAUUGGCCCACGCCUGCGGCUUUCGGCCGACGGCAGAGCUUGACAAGACUGUUCUUUGGUAACCUACCAUUUCCCACGCCAGCCGGUGAUCCGGACCUAUCUUCUGGCGCCGAGGAUCCCUCGAGGACCGAUGAGGUGCAAGGAGUCUUGCGCACUGUCGAUUGUGAUCACUUCUGUGCUAUUCCCGUCAGCGACGGAUUCCAUUUGGUUUUCACUGACCCUGGCAGUGGACUAGUCUGCCUCGGGAGUGAUGCACCGCUAGGAGGUCCGACCAAACUUGUCCGGAAGAUCAUGUUCAUCCCACCCGAGCGAGAAGGAGGCGAACGAAAGCCUUCUCCUCUUCGAUAUGCCGUCGGCAAGGCACUCGACUGGGGCCUGAGGCUUGUCGUGGUAUAUGAUAACGAUCGAGUUGUUCUGUACAGCGUCCCAUCGGAUAUUUUCAACCAACUCCGAGACCAAAAGGGCACUCCUGAUGCGUGGGAUGAGAACACUGGGGUUCUGGGACAGAGUGAUCUGACUAUGGACUCACCGAUGGCCAGUCAUGAGGAUGACGCAGUCGGCGACACGUCUUCUGACGAAGAAACAGACCACGAUGACGGAGUCGCUAAUCAGCCCUUGCAACUGGAUGGGUGUAUCAUCAGCAACGUCGCUGGUCAGAUCGUUGACGAUCUUGCAGUUCAGAGCGAGAAUGGCACUCUUGCUGUAUGGAUUUUCUACAGAAGCGGAAUGGCCGAGCUCUACAGCAUCUAUACGCCGCGUGGUCAUCAAACUCGGAGACGGUACGUUGGAGACAAUGGUCUCAUCUACGACAAGGCAAGAGAAGUGCAAGGGCAUGAUGCGUCCAGUACCCCCACAUCGAAGCACAAAGCGAAGGAGGAAGAUGACAGACACGUCAAAUGGGCAGGUCAGCAAAAUCUAGAUUGA